AUGGCACCGUCUUUCCGCAGCAACAAGCGCCUCGGCCAAGACGAGACUGCGCUGCUGCUCAAGAGCUCGCGCAAGUGCUUGGCCAACUUGCUCGAGCUCUCGACGCGCGAAGGCUCGCGCUACACAUGGGACCUCGAGUCGGACGAGGCCAGCGUCUCGGUGUACCGCGUGCGCCGGUCCAAGAAGCCCGCGUCGAAAUGGUCCAACGUGUUUACCAAGGCGGCGCCGGCGCCGGCCGAGCCCAUCAUGUACUGCGCCGUGACCCAAGUAAGCGGGUCGUUGGAGGAGGUGGUGGACCUCUUCCAUGGCAACAUGAACGACUCGACGGAAAUGAAGAGCCUGCAUAAGCAGCUGCACCCGCACCUGCUCGACAUGCAGGUGCUCAAGACGCUCGAGGCACCGACCGAGUACAACCCGAUGCACUCGGUGCAGCUCCUUUGGCAGGCGUACAGCAUGGCGCCGACCGCGCUCUUCCGCCCGCGCGACUUUUGCCUCCUCCAGGCCCAAGACGAGUUUGUGAGUAGCACGGGUCGCCGCGGCUGGGCGCGCAGCCUCCAGUCGUUCGCGUCGCCCGUGUACCCGUCGCUCGAGGUGCCCCACGGCGGCUAUGUCCGCGGCUCGAUCUACGGGUCUGGCCACCUCUUCACCGAGUCGGCGACGCCGGGUUGCAUUGAUGUCGUCGCGGUCAUGUGCAUGGACCCGAAGAGCAACAUGCCGAGCUGGACGCAGUGCAUGAACAUCAAGCGCCACGUCAACAACCUCCACGUGCUCCACGACAUCCUCCACGACCGCCGCAUGAACGCCGAGGGCUUCUUGGGCGACUUGGACCUUGUGCCGAAAGCCUCGGUCGCGUCUUGCUACGUGUGCCGGAAAGCGUUCCACCUGCUCUCGCGCAAGAUCCAUUGCCGCAAGUGCGGCGUCGUCGUCUGCUCGAAAUGCACCCAAGAGCGCAACGCAACCCUCGACAAGCAAGGCCACACCAAGCUCGACGUGUGCAUCGUGUGUUGCGACACGGCCAAGUACCGCCCGAGCACGAGCGGCGCGAGCGACCGCGGCAGCGUCCAGAGUGGCAUCAAGGCGCGGUUCAGCAAUUUGCGGUCGCCGAUGCAGUCGCCAGUCGGCGACAACCGGUUCGCCAAGACACCGACGCGCCCGUCGUCGGCGCGGUCGCAGCAAGCGACGUACUUUGGCAUGAACCCCAAGCACGGCACCCGCGUCGUGCUCGUGCACUAA
This is a messenger RNA of Saprolegnia parasitica CBS 223.65, 1233 nucleotides long. RefSeq lists its product as hypothetical. The record is from RefSeq and is a predicted model, not a curated record. Bases 1 to 1233 code for a protein of 410 amino acids. Gene Ontology annotation, molecular function: metal ion binding; lipid binding. The transcript has 2 exons. Lineage: Eukaryota; Oomycota; Saprolegniomycetes; Saprolegniales; Saprolegniaceae.